GCAGUGUAUCCAACAUGGAGGCAGUCAGGGGUCUCGACUCAAAGGCCCUGAGAUAGGCGAUGCGAAGCCUGACCAAGUGAACACAAACUCGAAGCCACUUAGAUGGCGGAUAGCGAAGGAGAGAGCGAUGAAGAGAUCGAUGUUCUUUCCAAUAUAAAUGAUCAAAAUCGUAUUGAAAUGUUUGUUGGUACAAAUUCAUCUAAACUAGUACCUCAAACUACCCAUCCCCUAUCCCAUGUAGGGGGAGGGCUUCAAAGACAGAAAGAACUAGGAUUUAACUUAAGAAAUGAGGAAGAAUCUGAGUCCGACGAGUCAGACAGUAGCAGCGGAUCAGAAUCAGACUCUGAAGACGAGGAGGAGGAAGAGGAUGAAGAAGAUGAUAGCUCUGCUGCAGUUUCUCGUCCACCAGUACUACACAUUCGUGAUAUCCAUCCAAUCAAGCCAAGUGAAGAUGAUCUUAGUCCACAAGAUCAAGAUGAUCUGAACUCACCUGAUCCCAGCCCUAAUGGACCUACAAGCAUUAAUGGAACCAAGAAAACUAGAUUCUGGGAAGAAGACCCUGAAAUCUAUGGAAUACGAAGAUCGGGAAGACAACGAAAAGAACCAGAGAGAUUUAAUGUAAUGCUUGAGGAAUCCAAUGAUGAGGAGACAAAUGGACCAGUAAGGAAAAAGAAAAAGUCAAAUACCAAAAGAAGUAACCGACUUUCAUCCAGUGAAGAGUGGCCUACAGAAGGAAAUGACAACAGUUCAGGAAGCGACAGCACUGAUAGCUAUACACCAGAGGUAUCCAGACCACGCCCAAAGCCAAGGGCUAGAGCAAGGGCCGCUCCAAUCCAGGCAAACACAUACUCACAACAGAGAUUCAAAGCACAACUCCCCAAAAGAAAUAAGAUCAAAGAACCAGCACCUGACAGUGAAGCUUCUGAUUCUGAUGAUGAUGUGUCAAGAUGUAGCUCGCUCAGAAAAGCAGCACUCAACAUCACCAGUUACAAAGAAGAAAGUGAAGAUGAAACAGACUCAGAAGAUGUUGUGGAAGGCAAUAACGGAGACUGGCAGGAAGACUAUGUAGAAGACGAUAGAGAAAUGAUAGAAAGAAUACUAGACUCAAGACAAGGACGUCCUGGUGAGAUUGGUGCUAUAACCACAGUAUACUCACCUCAAUAUGAAGAACUCCAGAAAAAAGGUCCUCCUGACCCUAAAAAAGAAGAAACUGAAGAACAGUUCUUGAUUAAGUGGAAGGGUUGGUCCCAUUUACACAGCACUUGGGAAAGUAAGAAGAGUUUGAUUGACCAAAAUGUCAAAGGGAUGAAAAAGCUUGACAAUUUCAUGAAAAGGGAAAAAGAUAUAAGGGCUUGGAAAAAGAUUGCAAGUCCUGAGGAUAUAGAAUACUUUGAGGUUCAGCAGCUGAUGAACAGUGACCUGAUAGAGGAAUACCAUCAAGUGGAAAGAAUUAUAGCACACACAACAGUCAGUAACACUGAUGAGCUUGGUAACACAGUAAAUCAAGUAGAUUAUCUGUGUAAAUGGGCUGGUAUGCCAUAUGGCGAAAGUACCUGGGAAGAUGGCUCUCUAGUAUCAAGAUACUUCCAAGACAAAAUAGAUGAUUACCUUAACAGAGAACGUUCCGACAAAAUACCUACCAAAAGUGCAAAGGUUCUUCGACAACGGCCCAAAUUUACCCUCAUCAAAAAGCAGCCAUCCUAUAUCGGCUCGAACGACAAAUUAAUACUUCGAGAUUAUCAAUUAGAUGGACUGAAUUGGCUUGUGAAUUCUUGGUGCAAAGGGAAUUCUACCAUCCUAGCAGACGAGAUGGGUCUCGGCAAGACUAUCCAAGUUAUUUCUUUCCUGUCCUAUUUAUUUCAUUCUCAUACUUUGUAUGGACCUUUUCUUAUUGUGGUUCCUCUUUCUACGAUGGCCGCCUGGCAGAGAGAGUUUGCUUUAUGGGGUUCUCAGCUAAACGUUGUAGUUUAUCUUGGAGAUGUCACUAGCAGAACUAAGAUCCGUGAACAUGAGUUUUAUCAUAAAAACAAGAAGUUAAAAAUUAACGCAUUACUAUCAACAUAUGAAAUCAUUCUUAAAGAUAAGCACAUUCUAAGUACAUUCAACUGGGCUGGUCUUGUUGUUGAUGAAGCUCAUCGCUUAAAGAAUGAUGAUUCCUUACUGUACAAAGUCCUUCAGGAAUUCCAUACCAACCAUAGACUUCUUGUUACUGGUACACCAUUACAGAACUCUUUGAAGGAGUUAUGGGCACUUCUGCACUUCCUCAUGCCAGACAAGUUUGCCAGGUGGGAAGAGUUUGAAAAUACCCAUUCUACACAAGAACAAAAAGACAAAGGUUUUUCUGGUCUUCACAAAGAACUUGAACCCUACUUGUUGAGACGAGUAAAGAAAGAUGUAGAGAAAUCUCUACCAGCUAAAGUUGAACAGAUCCUAAGAGUGGAGAUGUCUUCAAUACAAAAACAAUAUUACAGGUGGAUCUUGACGAAAAACUUCAGGGCUCUGAACAAGGGUUUGAAAGGCAAUGCCAACAGCUUCCUUAACAUUGUAAUGGAGUUAAAAAAGUGUGCCAAUCAUGCCAGUUUGAUACGUCCAUUGGAGAAUCCACAGUUGGUAUUUGAUCCUCUUCAGGAUCUUGUUCGAGGAAGUGGUAAACUCUUCUUAUUGGAUAAGCUACUUGUUCGUUUGAAAGAGACUGGUCAUCGUGUGCUAAUCUUCUCACAAAUGGUCCGCAUGCUUGAUAUCUUGGCCGAAUACUUGCAGCGCAGAAGAUUUCUGUUCCAGCGAUUGGAUGGCUCAAUACGUGGGGAUCUGAGAAAAAAGGCUUUGGAUCACUUUAAUGCUGAAGGCUCUGAGGACUUUUGUUUCUUAUUGUCAACACGUGCUGGAGGCCUAGGAAUCAACCUUGCUACUGCCGAUACAGUCAUUAUUUUUGACUCUGACUGGAAUCCACAGAAUGACCUACAGGCGCAGGCCCGUGCGCAUCGUAUUGGACAGCGUAACCAGGUCAACAUCUAUCGUCUGGUGUCCAAAGGGAGUGUUGAAGAAGACAUCAUUGAAAGAGCCAAACGUAAAAUGGUUUUAGACCAUCUUGUAAUCCAAAGAAUGGAUACCACAGGAAGGAAGGUGCUCUCCAAGACUCCAACUGCUCCUUCCACGACAACACCCUUCAAUAAGGACGAGCUGGCAUCGAUUCUUAAGUUUGGAGCUGAAGAUUUGUUCAAAGAGGCUGAAGGAGAGCAAGACUCGCAGUUACAGGAAAUGGAUAUUGAUGAUAUCUUGCGCCGUGCAGAACUGAGGACAUCUGAUGAUCAGCCUCAAACAGUUGGUGAAGAAUUGCUUUCCCAAUUCAAGAUGGCAAACUUCUCAAUAGAUGAAGAAUCUAUCAAUACUCCAGAACCUUCAAAUUCAAGUGACAAUAAGACCUGGGAAGAGAUCAUCCCUAAUGACAUUAGGCAGAAGAUUGAAGAAGAAGAGAAACAGAAAGAACAACUUGCCUUGUACUUGCCUCCUCGUUCUAGGAAAACUGUCAAUAAGAUGAACUACGACAGCGAAGGAGAACCAGCCAGCAGAAAAAAGCAGAGCAAGAAGAAGAAGUCCACGUCAGACAGUGAAGAUGAUGGUUCUGAUGAAGAUGAUAAAGACACAAAGAGGAAAAGAGGACGACCAAGGACUAUAAAACGGGAAGAUAUUGAAGGCUUCAAUGACUCUGAAAUAAGAAAGUUUGUCAAAAGCUACAAAAAGUUUGGCAGACCACAAACAAGGCUCGAUGCUAUAGCUACUGAUGCUGAACUGGACGACAAACCAAAGGAAGACAUUGAGAGACUGUCUGACAUUCUACAUGAUGGCUGCUUACGUGCUGUCAAGGAAUACAAUGAAAAGCUACAGGAGGAUCCAAACUUUGACGGAAAAAAGCGAGGUGCUACGUUGAGAAUCGGUAAUGUUACGAUCAAUGCGCCAUCAAUCUUGAAGCACGAGGAGGAACUCGAGCCAUUGGCUGUAGCGAUCCCUGUUGAUACUGCGGAGCGAAAAAAGUAUCGGUUGACUUUUCCUGCCAAGAGUGUCCACUGGGGUGUCCCCUGGGAUGUAUCAGACGAUUCCAUGUUGUUAUUGGGGAUAUAUGAACACGGUAUGGGAAACUGGGAAGCAAUCAAAGCAGACGAGGGUCUACAGCUGGCGAGUAAAAUCCUGCCCCCUGGGAACUUGAAACCACAAGACAAGCACCUGCAGACGAGGGCUGAAUACCUGAUCAAGCUAUUGAAACAAGUCAUGCAGGAGAGUAAGGCAGAGCAAUUGAGAAAGUCAUCAGCGACACUGAAAACCAAGAUUAAAAGAGUAAGGAAGAAAGAUACAAAAAAGAACGUUCCUUCUACUGAUGUCUCACCCGGUAGUUCAGCAGUACCCUCCCCUGCUGCUGUAGCAUCUCCCAAGGUACAGAUAGUAAACAAAGAGGGAGGGGAGGCUAGGGCUGAGAUGUCAAAACCACCACCACCACCAGUGGUGACGGAAACCAAACAGAAAAGUAAAAAGAAAGUUGGUUCGACGAAGAAAGAAAAGAAAAAAGCAAAGAAGGAAGAGAAGCCUCCAAAAGAGGAGAAGGAGAAAGAGAAAGAAAAGAAAGAAAAGAAAGAAACAAAAGUUAAGGAGGAACGGGAAAAAAAAGAAUCGUCGUCUAUGGAUGAAGAUCAACUUCCAAUCAGUUCCCCAGAAUCGAAACAUGAUAACCACGCUCACGUCAAUUCAUACUCGGCUGAUCACAUGGACAAGGAAACCUUUGACGCUUGUAAGGAAAAGAUGCGUCCAGUUAAGCGAGCUCUAAAGAUGCUGGAAAGCCCAGAACAAGACGUGGAAGACAAAGACCAAGUGGCCCAAACAAGACAGUGUUUGCUCAAGAUAGGCGAUCAUAUCAUGGAUAUGACAUCACAGUACAAAGAUCAUGACGUUGCAUCAGAAUGGAGAGGCAACUUGUGGACUUUUGUGUCCAAGUUCACCGCCUUUGAAGCCAAAAAGCUGUACAAACUGUAUCGACAUGCCGUGAAGAAGAGAGAAGAAACCAGACAACAACAUCAACAAGAAAAAAGUCAACACAAACACGGCCAAUCAGCGUCCAAGAAUGGCAAGCCUGCUGCCAGUCAUUCUGGUCAGCGGUCAGUUCUUAAACGACCACCUGAAAGUGUUUCACUUCCGGGUUCUUCUUCAAAAAUGCCUAAGCUAGAUACCAGCCGCUCUCGCUUUGGCCUCGACCCUGACGACUCCCAUCGAGUGGGGCAUGGGCACAGUGACAAAUCAAAAGAAAGACCCAGGGAGGGACACGAUGAUCGGCGUCGUUUCUACGAUCGAGAUCGCUACUCGUCGCACUACGAUCACCCGAAAACUCCCGAUAGACCUUCAGAUUAUUCACGAACACACGAAAGAUCUUCGGAACACUCUCGGACAAAAGACCAAUACUCGCGAACUUAUGAUCGUCUUUCCGACCAUCACUCAAGAGCAUUUGAUAAAAACUAUACAAAACCUUUCGACAAAAGAUCGGAUCACAGAGACGAUCAUUAUCGACCUCGGGAUUAUUCGUUUGAACAUCGGCAUCAUUCGUACAGUCAUCGGACUUUGAGCGAAAGUUCUCCGCAGAGUCUAAACGCGCACAGCCCGCUGGAUGUCAUCCACAGUCCACGUCCUCUUCAAGAAAGCAGGAAACAUUACUCAGACGACAAACAUCGAGACAAAAGAUCGUGACACAUACUAUUCUUGUCCAUUGUACUUUUCUAUUCUUGUAAAUAUGUCACGCGUCACGUCAGUUACGUAACGCCAUUCGUACCAUUUCGCCCUACUUACAACAAAGACAACUAUCGACCACUCUUGAA
Molecule: messenger RNA, 5855 nt
Organism: Actinia tenebrosa (Australian red waratah sea anemone)
Lineage: Eukaryota; Metazoa; Cnidaria; Anthozoa; Actiniaria; Actiniidae
Product: ATP-dependent chromatin remodeler CHD1
Biological process (GO): nucleosome organization
Cellular component (GO): chromatin; nucleus
Molecular function (GO): ATP hydrolysis activity; histone binding; chromatin binding
Source: RefSeq, a predicted model, not a curated record